AGGAUGGAUUUUGAGAAGCACUUCCACUUGAGUGUUUUCGGGCAGCUGGAGAGUGUCUUCCUGCCGCUGGGAUGUGAUAGUAAAGCUGUGUACUGUAGGUAUGAGAUUCUGGCCGGUCCUGACUGGGAAUUGGUGUCUGGAGCGAGGACUGGAAUAACGCAGAGUUGUUCAGCUUCGAGACAACGAUUCCAGGAGAUCUCCUUCAACAUGCCACUGGAGUUUACGUACAAAUCCACUAAUCCCUUUGGAUGGCCUCAAAUUGUCGUCAGUUUCUGGGGAAGUAAUUUGUGGGGCACAGAAGUCUGUCGAGGCUACGCCAGGCUACACAUUCCGCUGCCAGAGAGGGGGAAACACCGGAAGAUUCAGGCUCCGAUUGUCACGCCAAAACCCAUGGACUUGUGCACCCAAAUCAUGGCAUGGAUCACAGAUUGGGCGCCUGAAUUGCGGGAUCCCUCGGUCCUGGCGAGUGGGAAUCGCACAAAGGGCAUCCACACAGAGUCCUAUGGUCACCUCCAGGCAUCCUUCGACGUGCUGACGCGCGGCAGCGAAGCUCUGCACUUGGAGUGGAGUUGCCAUUGAAAAUACAUUGGCCCAAUUAUUCACUGUUUGCCUUAUCAUUGUCACCUUGCCAUCAAUCACUAUCAGGAAUCUUGUUCGGCUGAAUUCCUUCCGU
Messenger RNA from Phlebotomus argentipes, 673 nucleotides. RefSeq names its product B9 domain-containing protein 1 (gene B9d1). Gene Ontology annotation, biological process: cilium assembly. The transcript has 2 exons. The record is from RefSeq and is a predicted model, not a curated record. Lineage: Eukaryota; Metazoa; Arthropoda; Insecta; Diptera; Psychodidae. Gene Ontology annotation, cellular component: MKS complex. The coding region runs from base 4 to 579 and encodes 191 amino acids.